AUGACCAAGGUGCAGCUGAAGGUUGGUGCCUGCCUCCACCUGUACCUGUACAGAGACAGGGGUGUUGGAAUCUGUUUUCCAGGUGUCUCAGCCCAGUCCUUCCUUCACUGCUUUACUCUGGCCAGCUCUGCUUUUAACCUGCAAGUUGCAACUCCUGGGGGGAAGUCAAUUGAUUUCGUGGAUGUGAACGAGGGCAACAUGCGCUGGAUCCAGGACUUCCGAAUGAAAUCCUACGCCAACCCCGCCAAGCUGGAGUCCAUUGAUGGGGCUCGGUACCACGCCUUGCUGAUCCCAAACUGCCCUGGGGCUGUGACUGACCUUGCCAACAGCGGGUACCUGGCCAAGAUACUGCAGCACUUCAGCACUGAGAGCAAGCCCAUCUGUGCUGUUGGACACGGAGUGGCAGCUUUGUGUUGUGCCACCAAUGAGGACAAAUCCUGGGUUUUUCAGGGGUACAGCCUGACAGGGCCCUCUGUAUAUGAACUGGUGAGGGAGCCAAACUUUGCCAGUUUGUCCAUUAUUGUGGAGGAUUUUGUGAAGGAUUCUGGAGCUACAUUCAGUGCCAGCAGCCCCGACGCUGUUCAUGUCGUGCUGGACAGGCACCUGGUGACGGGGCAGAACGAGAAUUCCACCCUCCCUGCCGUCCAGAACCUCCUGAUUCUCUGCAAUGUCAGGGCCAUGUGUGUUACAAGUCCUGUGCUGGCUGUGGACUAAUGGGUCGUGUCGUGUCUGGCUGUGUUCCC
Messenger RNA from Manacus vitellinus (golden-collared manakin), 743 nucleotides. RefSeq names its product glutamine amidotransferase like class 1 domain containing 1 (gene GATD1). The record is from RefSeq and is a predicted model, not a curated record. The transcript has 8 exons. Lineage: Eukaryota; Metazoa; Chordata; Aves; Passeriformes; Pipridae. The coding region runs from base 1 to 714 and encodes 237 amino acids.